This is a messenger RNA of Lathyrus oleraceus (garden pea), 564 nucleotides long. RefSeq lists its product as uncharacterized. The coding region runs from base 1 to 564 and encodes 187 amino acids. The record is from RefSeq and is a predicted model, not a curated record. The transcript is spliced from 4 exons. Lineage: Eukaryota; Viridiplantae; Streptophyta; Magnoliopsida; Fabales; Fabaceae.
AUGAUUCUGGCGAACCUUUAUGAAUCUCUGAGUGAGAGCGUACAUCUUUUGAAAAACACCAAAACCCAAGCCGUGAGGAUUCCUGCCAAGAAAACUUCUGUUGAAACAUCACCAAGUGCUGCUAAGAAACAUUCGACGAAGGUAAGUCGAAAACCCCCAACAGUCCAAAAGAGAAAGAGUGAAGAGGAGAAAGAAAAGGAUAAUGUUCCUAAUGAAGAAUCUGGUGACGAAUCUCCAGAGCUAAUCCCCCCUCCUCCUCAGAAGAAGAAACUCACCAAGGGACAAGUGGCUGUCGAAAGAACACCUGAGAAAAUUCUGGAGGAAACAGUCCCAGAAGAAGAUAUCCCCACCAGUGAUCAUGACAUGCAAACUGUAGAAGAAUUCGACGCUAUAGUGGGUGAAGCUUCUGAAGAUGAAUCUCCUCCUCAUCCAGGAUUAGAUGCUGCAAAUCAGGGUGAUGAUACUGACAUGGAAGCUGGGGUCGAAGAUGAUCAUGAAGACGAAAUUGCCCAAGAUGGGGGAGACCAGUCGAAACAAAUGGAGGCUGAGCAAACUUUAGAGUGA